This is a messenger RNA of Calidris pugnax (ruff), 4235 nucleotides long. It is a transcript of the gene RAB36, whose product is annotated as RAB36, member RAS oncogene family. The coding region runs from base 276 to 1076 and encodes 266 amino acids. The record is from RefSeq and is a predicted model, not a curated record. NCBI's taxonomy places the organism in Eukaryota, Metazoa, Chordata, Aves, Charadriiformes, Scolopacidae. The transcript is spliced from 12 exons. Gene Ontology annotation, molecular function: GTPase activity; GTP binding.
UGCCGCCAUGGGGUUGUCGCGCGGAGGCCCUUUUAGCUCGCCUCUGCUAAAGCGUGGAGGGAGGCUCUCUCUUCACCUCGUGUUUUUAAAGUAAUUUCGUUUGAACAAUGUCGAACAAAAUUCAGAUUGAACAAAAUGGUGGUCGGGUUAAUGACAGAGAUGCAGCAGUCUGCAGCAGGAAAUGGAGAGGCUUCUCUCCUGGAUGUUAAGAGGUCCAAGCCUGUUCCAGCAUUACCAAAAUAUGACUAUUAGAAGAAUUUAAUUGAAUUUGGAGGAUGAAGUCCAACCUAAUGCAUUUGGUUCCUCCAGUGAGUAGAGACAGAAUAAUCUCUCAGUUUCCCAAGUGGUACACACCUGAGGCCUGUCUGCAGCUCAAAGAGCACUUCCAUGCACAGGUCAGGACUGCUUGUCAGCAGAGCACUGGAACAGUUGGGCUGAAAAUAUCCAAAGUGGUUGUAGUAGGAGAUCUGUAUGUUGGGAAAACCAGCCUUAUCAACAGAUUUUGUAAAGAUAAUUUUGACCGAGACUACAAGGCGACCAUCGGAGUGGAUUUUGAAAUUGAACGUUUUGAAAUAGUUGGAAUUCCAUACAAUCUCCAGAUAUGGGACACAGCAGGUCAAGAAAAGUUCAAGUGCAUUGCAUCUGCUUACUACCGAGGAGCAGAGGUUAUUAUAACAGUGUUUGAUCUGGCUGAUAUUCAGACUUUGGAUCACACCAAACAGUGGCUAGAAGAUGCAUUGAGGGAGAAUGAGCCAGAUUCCAGCUUCAUCUUUCUGGUUGGAACAAAAAAAGAUUUGGUGUCAGAUGCUGUGUGUGAAAGGACAGAGCUUGAUGCCAUCCGCUUUGCCAAUGAGAUGCAGGCAGAAUACUGGUCAGUUUCAGCCAAAACAGGGGAAAAUGUCAAAGAGUUCUUUUCUCGAGUUGCUGCCUUGGCCUUUGAACAGUCCAUGAUAAAGGAGCUGGAGAAAACUGCUGGGCGCAUGGCCCGAAUUGGGUCAGGAAACCUCAUCAAACUGGAGGAGAACAUGACAGAUAUCCCAGAAGACAACACUAAAGUCAGCCCGAGUUGCUGCUAACUGUCAACUGUUUCUGCAAGCACCAUGUUUCUCUAGUGCAGCAUAGAGCACCUGCAACAAUGAAAGCUCUCAAACCAGAAAUACAAAGUUGUAUUUUUGGAAAUGAGGGAGGAAAAACUUAUCCAAACUUUCUUUCUGGGAGUUCCCUUGCUGCUACAGGCUCGCUUGUGCAGGAUGGUACAAUUGUUACAUAAACCUUUCUCUGUGUAGUGGAAACAUGACAUCUUUGUCUUAAUGCAGGAAGACAUUGCCAGUGCCACGUGCUCACCUGUCUGCCAGAAACACUUGUAGUCAAAAGUUACGUAAAAAACCAAGUUACGUUGGUGUUUGAUAAUUCUCUAGAAGUCUUAGUGAAAUUGCAUUCUCAUGGGAGCAGAAAACAAAUGACAGUUCAGAAUAAAGGGUGCUGUCUAUAUGUUUUUGCCUUCUAAGAUCAUAGUAUAAAAUAACUCUGAAUUGCUCUUAUGCAUUCCAAAUAUUUUAGAGCUGUUCAAAAGAAAUCUUUUUAAAUAACAGGUGUGGAAAUACACAAAUGCAGACUGCAUAGUAUUCACUGGUUUCUCCAUCCAGGAAAAAUCUGUUAUUAUCUUUGAUUUUCCACUUCAGAAUCGGAGCCUGGUGUUUAAAUAUUUCCAAGCCUAGGAGAAGUCCAGGUAGGAACUUCAUUGUUUUAUCCCAGCUGUCUGAUACUUUGAAAAAAUAGAUGUAUUUCAUAGAAAAAUUAGAUUUCAUUAAUUCCAUCUUCCAAAGAGGAUGCAGAUUUCUUCUCUGGAUUGAUCUCCCUGAAUAUUGCCUACACUGCAGUUCUGCUUUGUUGCUAAGAGUAAUCAAAUUUUUAUUUUAUUCUGCUGGGUUUUUUUGUUUAUAGUAAUGUAACAUGACUCUGGCACCGUACACGGUCUCAGUCAUGAACAUGUUCAUCCUUCUCUGUGGUAGGGCCUCUGAGCUGGUUAAGUUAGAUUUGAUACUGCUGUGAACUCUUAAUCACUUUGUCUGCUUUUACUGGACAAGAUAAUUUGAUCACUAGGUGCUGGGAGCAAUUUGCUCCACUGCUCAAUAGAAGGAGUAAUCAUAGAGAAAUAGUUUUGCCAUUUUGUGAAAAGACUUGCAAGUGUACAUGGGUUUAGAGGGAUGGGAAAAGCUGGAGUUCUCCAAAGGAGGCACGUGCCUGUUAAGCCCAAAGGUACUUGCCAUGUGAAGAUGUUCUCUGUUCUCUGGACAUGUUGUUGUGAUUGAGUGUGCUUGCUGGAUCAAAAAACAGUUGCCCCAGUUUUGUCUUUUCAAAUACCCUUUGACAUAACCUUGUGAAAUUAGUUCUUUAGAAAUGGCAAUCAUUGCUUAACGGGGAGAGACUGUCUCUGGAUACCACUGAAUUUCAUCGAAGUGAAGCAGCUUUACAAUGCUCUUCUGCUUUUUCGGCAGCAAUGACUGAGGCCAAAAGAUAUUCCUUUGUAAAAUUUGUUUGUGAAGUAAUUUCUGCUGACAAAUGACAUUGCCAGAUAUUUGAAUGACAAGUAAUGUUGCCAGAAAUUACUAUAACAAAUAUUUAAUCAGUAUUUGUGAAAUUGUAUUAGAAUGAUUGACUAUGAUAAUUAAAGUCUGCAAAAGUACAAAAGAAGUAAAAGGGAAAUACACUCAUUUCCUUCUAAUUUUUCCAGUGUCGCACUGAAUUUUAAUAUUCAGUUCUGAGUAUCUAGUUAGAGAUGCUGUAAAUCUUUUGCUUCCACUAAACCAUACAAAUGUAAGGUCCUUCAAAGUUACUAUAAACACUCAAAUGAAAGAAUUCAUGAAGGAAUGGAAGUGGGACAACAGAAAGACUGCUUCUCUAGGAAUCUAUCAGCAGCUUGUAACUCCAUACUUCUGAGAUUCAAAUCCAGCAUUACAUGCUAUGGUGGCGUAAAAAAAAAAUCAAAAAAAAAAUCUAUAAUGCUCAAAAUUUCAUAAUGCAGCUAUUUUAAGUGGAGAGAAAGAAGAAAACUUAUAGACAGUGACAAGUUACAGUUUCUUAAGAUACUCAUUCAAUCAUUACAGAAACAACAGUGUCUGAAAAACUGAUUAUAACAGGACCUUUCAGAUUUGAGCUGCUGAGAAAAUGCAGAUGUUGGUUAAUAAUCUAUGCAUCAAACUGAAAAUAGUCUAGAUUCUCUGCCAUUUUCUCCCCAAAUUGUUUGAUAAGAAAUAGGAAGAAGUGGAGAAAAGAUGACUUAACCAUCCUUUUUAUUACUUUUAUUUUCUUAUGGCAUAAGUUAUAGCUUCAGAGAAUAUGAUAAAUGGAGAUCUAGGAACUCGGUUUCUUUUUUUAUCAUACAAUCUUCGCUUUGGCAAUUGUGCAAAUUCUCUUGGCAAAGAUGCAAAUGUAGCAUUUGGUGGAGAAAAUGAGUAUGUGUGGGGAUGGCAGGAGUUAUUUAUCCGAAUGUGUAAUAUUUUGACCUUAUGGUGUUCUAUGUAUUUGUUCAUCUCCUGAGUCUGUUUCAUGACGAUGACGAAUAUAUACUCCGCUUACACCACGUGCUGCCCUGAGCGGGCGGUGUAGCCGUGGUCUUCAUGUUUACUGGGUUUGAAUGAGAGUGGCUCAGGUGCUAGGUUUCAGUGCAGAGAUGCUCGUGUUUACAGCUGUGAAAUGACUCAGUAACAAACCGAAGAAAAGAUCAGCUUUCCAGUCCCUGUCCUGACAUAUAUCUCCUGUUUCUUUUGUUGCUGAGCUCAAUUAUGGUACAAAAUCAGAGCUGCAGUCUCUUCAGCGGUGCAAUUGCGUUGCUUGGAACAUCAACUGGGACAGGUGUUUUUUUCUAGUGAUUCAGUACAUUGCUUGGUGUCAUUACUGGUUUGUAUCUUCUGGAGCUCCAAACCUUAUGUACAAAUGCAAUACUCUGUCAGUUAUUAACUAUCAUUUGACAAUGGUCUGACUCCCUCUAUUUUGUUAUGAGUGCUUUGAGACUGUUUUUUGGUUAGUGGCAGGGUUUAGGGGUUUUUUUUGGUUGUUUUGUUUUGGAGGGUGUUUUUUAGCCCCACUGAGACUUCAUCUGCAAAGAACUCAGUAUUAAUAAUGGAUUGUCUAAGGUGAAUCUUGGAUCAUGUUGCAAAUGAUGAAUUGUUUAGGAAAGCACAAAGGAAACUAACUUUAGUGGAAAAAUAAACGUAAACUUGGAAGUUCUUAAA